Rubroshorea leprosula is the source of this 3225-nucleotide messenger RNA. The record is from the annotation of a GenBank genome assembly. NCBI's taxonomy places the organism in Eukaryota, Viridiplantae, Streptophyta, Magnoliopsida, Malvales, Dipterocarpaceae.
CUCAUCAAGGAAGAGCCUUUUAAGUUUUAACACUUCUGAUUAUCUCCGGCGAAAAUCUUCACCGGAAAAGUGGUAAGGUCACUUUACUUGUACGGAACCGUAAUCGGAAUUCUCUCCCAAUUCAGCUCUAAAGAUGUUGCAAAGCAACACCUUUAGCCGGAAAACGAAAGGAGGCAGAAUAAGGAAGGAAGUAAGGGAAGUGUAUUUGAGAGACGAUAUAUACUGUGGAGCUACAGCUUGCAAAAUCUGUGAUGCUUCCGGUGCUCGCCUGACUUCUUCCCCAAUUAUCAUUCUGGAUACUAAUGUCGUCCUUCACCAGAUUGAUUUGCUUGAGAAUCCGGCGAUUGACAAUGUAGUUCUGCUGUCAGUCGUCCUGAAUGAGGUUAAGAACAAGAACAUGGCUGUUUACAAUCGAAUUUUAGCUCUCUCCAAGAAUUCUCUAAGGAAGUUCUACGUUUUCAGCAAUCAAUUCCACAAGGACACAUUUGUCAAGCGCAUGGAUGGUGAAAGUCCAAAUGAUUUCAAUGAUAGAGCGAUUAGGGUGGCUAGUCAUUGGUAUCAGACACAUCUAGGUGGUGCAACAUCAAUCUUACUUAUAACAAAUGACAGGGAAAACAAAAGGAAAGCUAUUGAAGAGGGAAUUUCUGCAGAGACAAUUCAGUCAUAUGUGAAAUCAUUGGGUCAACCAGAGUUGCUUGACCUGCUUGUCAACCCUGCAUCUGAAUCUGAAGGUGUAGCCAUGGAAGUAGUUGAAGAUUUAAGGCCUUCAAAGAUACAAGUUGUUUACCCAGAGCAUAAGCCCAUGUCUGAGAUCACUUCUGGUUUGCAUCGUGGAAUAUACCACCAAGGAAAACUCCGUGUUAAUCGUUAUAAUUCAUUUGAAGCAUAUGUUGGAAGUGAAAGCAUAGGUGAUGAAAUAAUCAUUUAUGGGCGUAAAAACAUGAAUAGAGCUUUUGAUGGUGAUAUAGUUGCCGUGGAACUUCUGCCUCAAGAUCAGUGGCAUGAGGAGAAGAAUUUAUCUAUAGCAGAUGAAGAUGAUGAGGAAGAAGAGGAUAUUCGUUUAGCUCCAAGCAGUGCUGAUGAUGCUCCUAGAACUACAAAUUUAGAAGUAGGUUCUGCCACCAAUAUGAAUUCUACCCCAUCUCAUCCAUCCGGCCGUGUUGUUGGUAUUAUAAAGCGGAACUGGCAUUCUUAUUGUGGGUCUUUGGAGCCAAAAUCUAAGCCUGCUGGUACUGGAGGUUUUACAUUUGUUUUAUUUGUCUCCAAAGAUCGUAGAAUUCCUAAGAUUCGGAUUCAAACUCGACAACUUGAGAAUCUUCUGGAUAAGAGAAUAAUAGUGGCAGUUGAUUCUUGGGACCGCCGAUCUUCUUAUCCUUCUGGCCAUUAUGUCCGUGUCAUAGGAGAAAUUGGUGAUAGGGAUACUGAGAGUGAGGUGGUCUUGAUAGAGAAUGAUAUAGACUCAAGACCCUUUUCUGCCCAAGUUCUGUCAUGCUUGCCGCCAUUACCAUGGUCUGUGUCUUCUGAAGACCUGGCCAAUCCUAUCAGGCUGGAUCUACGGCAUGUACGUGUUUUCAGUGUGGACCCUCCAGGUUGCAAGGACAUUGAUGAUGCGUUACACUGUACAGCCCUUCCUGAUGGAAACUAUGAAGUUGGAGUUCAUAUUGCUGAUGUUACAAAUUUUGUUUAUCCUGGCACACCACUUGAUGAUGAGGCUUCUCAAAGGGGCACGUCUGUCUACCUUGUUGAACGUAGAAUUGACAUGCUUCCUAAACCUCUGACAGAAGAUAUAUGUUCUCUUCGAGCUGAUGUAGAAAGGCUAGCUUUCUCUGUUAUAUGGAAAAUGACGCCAGAAGCAGAGAUUAUCUCCUCAAAAUUCACAAAAAGUAUUAUCAAAUCAUGUGCAGCAUUGUCGUAUGUUGAAGCCCAGGCAAGGAUGGAUGAUAGUCGAUUGAUGGACCCAUUAACCACUGAUUUAAGAAAUAUGAAUGCUUUGGCCAAGAUAAUGAGGCAGAGGCGUAUUGACAGAGGAGCUCUAACUCUUGCUUCUGCUGAAGUCAAAUUUCAAAUUGAUACUGAGACUCAUGAUCCUCUUGAUAUUGGCAUGUACCAGAUACGAGAAGCAAACCAAAUGGUUGAGGAGUUUAUGCUUGCAGCUAAUGUUUCAGUUGCCAAACAGAUUCGUGAUUAUUUUCCAUCAUGUUCACUUUUAAGACGCCAUCCUACUCCAACCAGAGAGAUGCUUGAACCUUUGUUGCGCACAGCUGCUGCUAUUGGACUCAGCUUGGAUGUUUCGUCAUCAAAAGCAUUGGCAGAUUCACUUGACCAUGCUGUGGGUGAUGAUCCAUACUUCAAUAAGCUAAUUAGGAUCUUGGCAACUAGGUGCAUGACACAGGCGGUUUAUUUCUGUAGUGGAGAUCUCAGUCCUCCAGAAUAUCAUCAUUAUGGGCUUGCAGCCCCUCUAUAUACACAUUUCACUUCUCCUAUCAGGAGAUAUGCUGAUGUUAUCGUACAUAGGUUGCUUUCUGCAUCUCUUGAAAUAGACAAGCUUCCAACAAUAUUCCAGGACAGAGCCCAACUCACUAGUAUUGCUGACAAUUUGAAUUAUCGGCAUAGGAAUGCCCAGAUGGCUGGCCGGGCCUCAGUAGAGCUCCAUACUCUUAUUUACUUCAGAAACCGGCCUACUGAUGCAGAGGCCAGAAUAGUGAAGAUAAGGUCCAAUGGUUUUAUUGUCUUCGUGCCAAAGUAUGGUAUUGAAGGACCUGUAUACCUAACAUCAAAAGGCGAAAAGGGAGGUGGAGAAUGGUUUGUGGAUGAGGAGAAGCAGAAGAUUGUCAAGAUGGACAAUACCAUUUCUUACAGCAUUCUGCAACCAGUUAGGAUCCACAUGGAGGUUGUGGAGCCUCAACCCAACCGGCCAAAACUUCAGCUUACUCUUAUUAUCUAGCAGGUCAGCAACACCAUCUUAGAGAAGAUAGUAACCUAAUACUAGGAAUGUCAUGUGGAGUGUAUGCAUCCAAAUAUUGUAACAAUUGUUUUCUUGUGCCACAUUCAGUGUUUAGAAUUGCAACAGGAAGCUUCAUAUAUUUUUUUAUUAUUAAAGUUCUAGAAUUUUGCUGUCUUUGAUAUUUUGAGAACCAUACUUGUCUAAGCCAGCUUAUUAACCAUUGAACAUUGUCUUCGCUAAAUGCCAAAAGUGAGGAAAGUCACCAUGUUAGCAUUUACACC